AUGAUUGUCCUUCUUUUGGGUUUUUUCUUCGCAUUCUUCGCAAAGGCGCUAUGUUCAACCUACGUCGUCAACCCCCUCGAUAACCAACUUCCUUUGGUUGCGCGGGUCAACCAACCUUUCUCUUGGACCUUCUCCGAGCGAACCUUCAAUUCCUCUGACGGCGUUCCUUUGACAUAUUCGGUCCCCAACCUCCCUUCAUGGUUAUCUUUCGACCCUACGACGCGUACAUUCUCAGGGACGCCCACCUCAGAUGAUGAGGGUAACCCCAAGGUGACUGUGGUCGCGACGGGCGGUCACUCUACCGCUUCCUCCUCCUUGAGGUUCUGUGUUACCUCUUUCCCCGCUCCGACAUUGGCGGUGCCCAUUACGGACCAGUUCAAUCCUUCAAACCAAGCGUUAUCUUCGGUCUUCGUUCUUUCAACUGGAUCGGCACUGGCGAGUCCUAAUCCUGGGCUUCGGAUACCCCCUGGUCCUUGGUCCUUUAGCAUUGGCUUCGAGUGGGGAACGUACACUUCACCUAACGAUAUAUUUUACACGAUCAGACUUGUUGAUGGCAACGACAUUCCUCCUUGGAUGGUCUUCGACCCCGACGACAUCACCCUGGACGGGGUGGUGCCAGCUGACGUCGGAGCCAAUGGACCAGUGGUUUACCCUUUGCUUUUUAUCGCCUCUGACCAGGAAGGAUACGCGGCGGAAACGAUUCCUUUCGACAUUACCAUCGCUGGUCACGAACUGUCAGCCAAUGCUCAGGAACUACCGACCAUCAAUGUAACAGCGGGGACGUCGUUCACAGCUAGUCUUCUCUCACCCGCGGAUUUCACUGGGAUUCUGGUGGACGGAGACUUGAUUCAACCUUCUAACAUCACGCACUUGAUGAUCGAUACCACAGGCUUGGACUGGGUGCGGUAUGACCCACCGAGUCGAACCUUGUCAGGAACACCAGCAAGCAAUCUCUCCCAGUCCAACGGCAGGUUCACGCUCCCCGUCAACCUCACGACCUGGUUCAACCAAACUCUCUCUACAACCGUCUCUAUCCGACUCGUUCCUUCCUACUUUUCACUCCCUGAACUUCCCGCGCUUCAUCUUGCUCCCGGAGACCACUUUGAACUGAAUCUCAACCAAUUCUACUCUAAUGCGACUGCUGGGAGGAGCGGAGAUGCCGACCUGUCGGUGUCACUCGAGCCUGCACAGGCGGCUAAUUUUAUUCGAUUUAACGCGAACAACGAUACAAUCUCUGGAACGAUACCCAAUGAUUUUGCGAGCGACCACCUUAUUGCUGCGUUCACUGCCUAUUCCCAGGUCACUCAUUCCACCUCGCAUGCAACUCUUGUCAUCUUUGUCAGUCCCGGACGGAAUGCUGCGCUACCCCGCCCUGCUGGGCUAUCUGUGGAGGGCCAUCGGAGGCUUGUCCUUGGUCUUGCGAUCACUUUUGGCGUCCUUGGUGGCUUAUUGGUCAUGACGUGUUUCUUCGCUUGGCUAAGGCGUGUCGUACGCGUGGAGGAUACUGCACUGACUGGAGAAGAGGGCAGGUAUGGAUGGACCAAGUCAGAACGCAGGUAUUACGGCCUCGACGUAAGCUCGGAGAAGGCUUCUUCGAUGAGCGACCUCACUUCACAGCACCAUCAGUAUGGCCAACCCCCGGGCAUUCUGGAUCCAAGGCGCUCUGGAUCCAGUUUCGGUCAUGGUCUUCAGCCUAGUAUCCCUGAGCGGAACUAUCCGACCAUUGGAAACGACAUGUACUCGGAUGUGAUGAGCAAACGGGAGUUUAUGUCUAGGGUUCGACAGACUGUUCGUCAGGUCAGCAAUCGGUAUAAUGGGAGGGGGAAGCAACAGUCGUCUCCUCUUCGUCCGGUCAUUGGGAGGCCCAUAUUGCUGCGCCCUUCGAUUGGGAUGGACUUGAAUCCUUCUGGGAACCCGCAGAUGCGACCCUCGCCCUCGAACCCGUUCGACGACGUACACAGUCACCGUGCCAGUACCUUCAUGACUGGAUCCCCAUCCACCUCGACUGCGGAACAUUCGAUCCCUCGACGAAGGGCCGACUUUGCACCACCUCGCUCGAUGGCUCAGGUUCAUUUCGAGGACGGGCAUCUCGUUCGACAACCAUCGUAUGCUUCUGCUGGGUCAGACAGGCUAGAAGUUGUUUCUAGGCAUACGAGUGUCAGGAGUGGACGUAGCACAAGCCAUCUAUCUCACGAGUAUGAUCCUGACGGUCCUCUUGCACGACCCAGGCUGGUGCCCUUCACGAGCUCAACGCGUGUCCCUGUGCCUCGCGUCCCUUCCCUUAUUGCCAGCCCUUCUGCUGGUCCGACUGCCAGCCCGAGUGCCACCAAGAGUCGCAUUGGUAGUCAGCGAGCAAAGAUCGUCAAACCAAGCGCAGCGGGGGAUGGCAUAGCGAAGAGCACCAGUGCGGAUGAGUUGACCAUGGGCCUUCAUUAUGUCCAGUCACUGGGCGAUCAAUCUCCUGCAGUUGCAGAGCCUCCGAAACCUCCUCGAAGGGCACAGGAAGUGACGAGAUAUGUCCUUCGGACGGGAGAAAAAUUCCAUAUCCGACUGCAGAUCCCUGCAACAGGACAGAAGAUUCAAGUGACCCAAGUGUCCGGACAAGAGAUACCCAAAUUCUUGCAUGUGGACGUCAACGCGGUGAAAGGCAUGGUAGACUUCACCGGUAUAGCCUUAUCUCGAGAUCUAGGAAUGCUGACUGUUGGGGUAUAUGCGGACAAGGAGCUGGUUUCAAAGGUCAUUCUGGAAGUGAUUCCAAGGCGGUGA
Messenger RNA from Coprinopsis cinerea okayama7#130, 2766 nucleotides. RefSeq lists its product as hypothetical. Gene Ontology annotation, molecular function: calcium ion binding. Lineage: Eukaryota; Fungi; Basidiomycota; Agaricomycetes; Agaricales; Psathyrellaceae. The record is from RefSeq and is a predicted model, not a curated record. Gene Ontology annotation, cellular component: membrane. The transcript has 2 exons. The coding region runs from base 1 to 2766 and encodes 921 amino acids.